Equus caballus (horse) is the source of this 1194-nucleotide messenger RNA. RefSeq names its product lysophosphatidic acid receptor 6 (gene LPAR6). NCBI's taxonomy places the organism in Eukaryota, Metazoa, Chordata, Mammalia, Perissodactyla, Equidae. Gene Ontology annotation, biological process: phospholipase C-activating G protein-coupled receptor signaling pathway; positive regulation of Rho protein signal transduction. The record is from RefSeq and is marked provisional. Gene Ontology annotation, cellular component: plasma membrane. Gene Ontology annotation, molecular function: lysophosphatidic acid receptor activity.
AGAGAAAGAGGAAAUAUUUAUAAAACCUCCCAAAGAUCCAAAGAAUUUGCAAAUACGCUGGAGGUUAUAAAGUAGUCACAAUCUGAAUAGCAAAGGAGACUGCAGCUGACCAAAGGGCUUCAUCACUGUGAACUGGACGUGCCUUUAUAAUGGUAAGCAGUAACAGCUCCGGCUGUGUCUACGAUGACUCCUUUAAAUACACUUUGUACGGCUGCAUGUUUAGUAUGGUGUUUGUACUUGGGUUAAUAUCCAACUGUGUUGCCAUAUAUAUUUUCAUCUGCACCCUCAAAGUCCGAAAUGAAACCACAACAUACAUGAUUAACUUGGCAAUGUCAGACUUGCUUUUUGUCUUUACUUUACCCUUCAGGAUUUUUUACUUUGCAACACGGAAUUGGCCAUUUGGAGAUUUACUUUGUAAAAUUUCGGUGAUGCUGUUUUAUACCAACAUGUAUGGAAGCAUUCUGUUCUUAACUUGUAUUAGUGUAGAUCGAUUUCUGGCAAUCCUCUACCCAUUUAAGUCAAAGACUCUAAGAACCAAACGAAAUGCAAAAAUCGUUUGCAUUGCUGUAUGGUUAACCGUGAUGGGAGGAAGCGCACCAGCAGUUUUUUUUCCGUCUACACACUCUCAGGGGAACAAUACCUCAGAAGCCUGCUUUGAAAAUUUUCCAGAAGCCACAUGGAAAACAUAUCUCUCAAGGAUUGUAAUUUUCAUUGAAAUAGUGGGAUUUUUUAUUCCUCUAAUUUUAAAUGUAACUUGUUCUAGUAUGGUGCUAAGAACUUUAAACAAACCUGUUACAUUAAGUAGAAGCAAAAUAAACAAAACUAAAGUUUUAAAAAUGAUUUUUGUACAUUUGGUCAUAUUCUGCUUCUGUUUCGUGCCUUACAAUAUCAACCUUAUUUUAUAUUCUCUUAUGAGAACACAGACAUUUGUUAAUUGCUCAGCAGUGACAGCCGUAAGAACCAUGUACCCAAUCACUCUCUGCAUUGCUGUUUCAAACUGUUGCUUUGACCCUAUAGUUUACUACUUCACGUCGGACACAAUUCAGAAUUCAAUAAAAAUGAAAAACUGGUCUGCUAGGAGAAUUGAUUCCAGAUUCUCUGAAGUUCAAGGCACAGAGAACUUUAUUCAACAUAACUUACAGAACUUAAAAAGUAAGAUAUUUGACAACGAAUCUACAAUAUAAGCUGCCUGAA